Molecule: messenger RNA, 468 nt
Organism: Atta colombica
Lineage: Eukaryota; Metazoa; Arthropoda; Insecta; Hymenoptera; Formicidae
Exons: 2
Coding region: 181-414 (77 amino acids)
Source: RefSeq, a predicted model, not a curated record
UCGACGCGUUGGUCGGGCUUCCUCAGUUACUGUUGGACCGCACGUUGGUCUAGUCUACGCGUUGUGUUGGAUGAAUUCGGCUUCGAUAUCAAUUUUCCAGAAGUUCAGGCCGCAACGCAGCACGGUGACCUUGACCCUUAUUGGAUCGCGAGGUCGCGCGAGAAUCAGCGGAAACUGAAGAUGAUACCGGAUGCAGAAGCUGUGUGUCAGACUUCCGAAGCUGCGGUCGACAAUGGCAGCGACGUAUACGAGAAGAUUAAGGACCGGCCGGAAGAGGAAGUGGCGUCGGUGACCGCCUGGAACCGAUACCAGCGAUUGGUAGCCGCGAUGGAGUCCCGGGGUGGUGAAUUCAACCGGAAGUCCAUGAUCGAGGCGAUCUUCCGUGGCAGUGAUCUCGUCUACGUCACUCAUUGAUCGGCGGAUCGAUUAGGCGCGAGUGAGAAUUUCUCGCGCGUUCCUGUACCAAAG